This is a messenger RNA of Plasmodium coatneyi, 537 nucleotides long. RefSeq lists its product as hypothetical. NCBI's taxonomy places the organism in Eukaryota, Apicomplexa, Aconoidasida, Haemosporida, Plasmodiidae. The transcript is spliced from 5 exons. The record is from RefSeq and is a predicted model, not a curated record. The coding region runs from base 1 to 537 and encodes 178 amino acids.
AUGGUGGUGGUGCUGGAUUACUCUAAUUACCUCGAACAAAUAAAAACAUCUUAUUUGACCAUGCACUCACAUUAUGGCCAGAGGACACGGAAUACAUUUUGCAACGAAUUUGGGGAAGAAUUCCAAAAUGGGAACAUAAGUGAAUUGGACAAAUUGAAAUGUACGGUAGUACCUACACGGCAGCAUGGAGAACGCACAGCAACAUCAGGUAGCUCCCCCUCUGAAGGGAGUAAUAGUGCUACCAACAACAUAACCCCUAUCGUCUCUUCCAUCCUAGGAGUAGCAACACUACCAAUAACCACCUUUUUUUUAUAUAAAUAUGAUCUUCUACCUUCUUGGUUCCGCAAGCAACUUAAAGGAAGAAGCAGAAGAAAAAGGUCAUUAGAACGGAACUUAGACUACGUUCUGCUGUCCCAUAUAAUACUACUACAACACCGUUGUCUAACAGAAGGAGCAGAGGAAGAGCAAACAUCAGAAAAGGACCGUAUCAAGGAAAAAAUGUACCCUAUCAACGUAUCCCCUUCCUCCCACGACUAA